AUGCAUGCCAUAUUUCUUCUCGCAUUAUUUUUCUUACCGACGUUUUGUGCUCAAGAUCAUCAUAUAGAAUAUGAUAAAUAUCAGCGAAUGUUUAUGCCGAAUUCAAUGGCAGCAAAUUACUUGUCUCAUUUGCCGAUAGGGCGAUAUCGAAAUCAAUUGUUAGAUGCAACAAUUGAUGAUUCAUCGAUGUUAAUGUCAUCCGAUCAAAAUGAUCCAGCUUUGCAACAACGCACGAAACGGAUCUAUUGGGAAAAUCUUGCAUUUCAUGCAACUGACUUUAAUCAAAAAGUCAAGAUACCAAAAAGGUCUAAAUAA
This is a messenger RNA of Rotaria socialis, 315 nucleotides long. Lineage: Eukaryota; Metazoa; Rotifera; Eurotatoria; Philodinida; Philodinidae. The record is from the annotation of a GenBank genome assembly.